Messenger RNA from Nasonia vitripennis (jewel wasp), 401 nucleotides. RefSeq names its product bromodomain and WD repeat-containing protein 3-like. Lineage: Eukaryota; Metazoa; Arthropoda; Insecta; Hymenoptera; Pteromalidae. The coding region runs from base 10 to 375 and encodes 121 amino acids. The transcript has 3 exons. The record is from RefSeq and is a predicted model, not a curated record.
AUAACGGUGAUGAUUAUCAGCCCCAGCCGCAGCCACCACCUCAGCCCCAGCCUCAGCCACCGCCUCAGCCCCAGCCUCAGCCACCACCUCAGCCCCAGCUCAGCCACUAUCUCAGCCCCAGCCGCAGCCACCACCUCAGCCCCAGCCUCGGGAUGUGAACCAAGUUUUAAGCAACGUUUUCGAGGAGUUGCAAAGAUUGCAGGACAAUCUUCGCCAACAAGGAGCAAACGUGAAUUGCAGCAAAAUAAUCGAGGUAAUAAUAGAGGAAACAAUAAUCGAGGAGGAGGAAAUGGCAGAGGAAAAGGCAGAGGCAGAGGAAGAGGCAAGGGAAGAGGAGGAAUUUUUAUAUAUCACUAUUACAAUAAACAACAAUAAUUAUAUAACUUGUAACUUAUAACUAU